This is a messenger RNA of Lindgomyces ingoldianus, 606 nucleotides long. RefSeq names its product HMG-box. Bases 1 to 606 code for a protein of 201 amino acids. Gene Ontology annotation, biological process: cell differentiation; regulation of transcription by RNA polymerase II; anatomical structure morphogenesis. NCBI's taxonomy places the organism in Eukaryota, Fungi, Ascomycota, Dothideomycetes, Pleosporales, Lindgomycetaceae. Gene Ontology annotation, molecular function: RNA polymerase II cis-regulatory region sequence-specific DNA binding; DNA-binding transcription factor activity, RNA polymerase II-specific. The transcript has 2 exons. The record is from RefSeq and is a predicted model, not a curated record.
AUGAGAGACCCUGGAGCACAAGCCGCAUUGACGACGACACUCCUGCUUGCGCCGCCCGCCGUCUCCAGAGUUCCUGAGCGAGCGGCAGGCCACCCUCCCCGUCCCAUGAACUGUUUCAUGCUCUUCAGAGACUACAAGUAUAAGCAGCUGAAAGCAGAUAAUCCUGACCUCACCGUCCAGAGGAUCUCCACCAUUACUUCUGAGUGUUGGAAGAACCUUCCUGCGACAGAGAAAGACUACUGGAAGGAGCAAGCCAAGAUGGCGAAGGAGCUGCACCUGCGCAUGUACCCUCAAUACAAGUACAAUCCUCGGAAGCCAGGUCAGAAAAAGAAACGACAGUCUCGAAAGGCAAUAGAAGCCGCUGUGAACUUCAAUUCCUUUCCAGAUACUACGAUGUCGGCAUUUGACGUCUCCCAAGCUGCCAAAAAUGAUAUCACUGCCCACAUCAGCGACACGCUUCCGAGCGAUGCUGUUGAGCUUGCUGAGUCCAUGGCAUCCCAAUCCCCGUCUUCAAACAUGUUCCACGAUGCAGAGUUGCUUCGCCAGGGACGUCUUGAAGAAGAGUUCAAUGUCUUCUUUGACUUCGCUGGCUAUGGAGAGGUCUGA